GGCCGUGCCUGUAUCUAAACUGUAUGCAAUCAAUGUGUCUUUGAUUGCGUCAUAGAUACUUGAAGGGGAAGUAUUUUGUUAUUUUUUUGUUUUUUUGUAAAUAAACGUUUUAGGAUGUAUUUGAACUCGAAAUUAAAUGUACUGAAUAUGAAAUCUAGAGCACUGUUGUAAAUGACCAGUUUUUAUUUUUUGAUUGUCACAUCCGAAAAUGGAUAUCCAAGGAAGAUACAAUGUUCGGAGUCCUGCAGUUAAAAGGUUAAUGCGAGAAGCGUGUGAAUUGAAGGAUUCCACGGAAGAAUACUGGGCACGCCCACUAGAUGACAACUUGUUCGAAUGGCAUUUUACUGUGCGUGGACCGCCGGCUACCGACUUUGAAGGUGGAGUGUAUCAUGGAAGGAUAAUACUACCAACGGAGUAUCCCAUGAAACCUCCAAAUAUAAUACUGUUAACACCAAAUGGAAGAUUUGAAGUAAACAAAAAGAUUUGUUUAAGCAUAUCUGGCCAUCAUCCAGAAACAUGGCAACCCUCGUGGUCCAUACGUACUGCUCUUCUUGCACUGAUAGCAUUUAUGCCAACUCCUGGAAGUGGUACAAUUGGAUCUUUAGACUACACACCAGAAGAAAGGAGAAAACUAGCCCGUAGGUCACAGCAGUGGGAGUGCCAGAACUGUGGAAAGAUUUGUGAGCACUUGUCAAAUUCAACAUGCUUACCACCAACAAAAGAAGAAUCAAACCUUAUAAAGCAAAUAGCUCUGAAGGGAGAGGAACCAUCCGAGAGUGCAGAUGGUACUUUGCGACAGCGCCGAGCAGAUGUUGUGACAGCAGAACUAGUCCAGCAAGGUAUUCCAGCUGAACAAAUGGCUGGUUCUGACAGGAGUUCAGCUGCCAGUAGUGAUUCUCGAGGAAUGACUGUUCUUGUUUGGUUUCUGCUUGUAGCUAUUGCAUUUCUUAUUGUGCGGAGGGUGUUCCUCCUUUAAUUUACUUCUGCUUGUUUACAGCUUUCUGUAAAGAGAGAUUUAUUAAAAAUAUUGCAUUUAUUAAAGAUGAGAA
Messenger RNA from Schistocerca serialis cubense, 1049 nucleotides. RefSeq names its product ubiquitin-conjugating enzyme E2 J1-like. Lineage: Eukaryota; Metazoa; Arthropoda; Insecta; Orthoptera; Acrididae. The transcript has 6 exons. The coding region runs from base 209 to 976 and encodes 255 amino acids. The record is from RefSeq and is a predicted model, not a curated record.